AAACACGCGAUGUUUGGAGAGACACUAGUGCAUCUGUUGUAAACGUUAGAGUUAGCUAGUUAUUUAGUUUUCAGUGAUCAUUCUUGCCAGGCGCUACAGUUGGGCAACACUGUAUUCUAUAUCGUGGUCCGACGAGGGAGUUUAAUUGCUAAAACAGUAAAGAUGCAGCCAGCAACAGCUAAGUGGUAUGACAGACGGGACUCUGUUUUUAUAGAGUUCUGCGUGGAGGACAGUAAAGAUGUGCAAGUAAAUUUUGACAAGUCCAAAAUUGAUUUCAGCUGUGUCAGUGGAACAGAUGAUAUCAAACACCAGAACACAGUGGACCUUUUUGGGGAGAUCGACCCCAAAGAAUCCAAACACAGACGCACUGACAGGUCUGUGUUGUGUUGUUUACGAAAAGCAGAGGCUGGGAAAUCAUGGCCACGACUUACCAAAGACAAGACAAAGUGCAACUGGCUCAGUGUGGAUUUCAAUAACUGGAAAGACUGGGAAGAUGACUCAGAUGAGGACUUGUCAAGUUUCGAUAAAUUCUCAGAGAUGAUGAACAGCAUGGGAGGGGAUGAUCUACCUGAUUUAGAUGGUGCAGAUGAUGAGCAUGAUUCUGCAGACAGCGAUGACGAAAAAAUGCCGGACCUUGAGUAGAUGAAUGCAGAAGCCACCCCAGUAGUAAACAAAGCAAGUAAUAAGUCGGUUGAAGAGAGAGACUAGGCAUGAGUUGGCAGCCAUGUUGGAGAAGAAACCUCAUCUCUCUACACAGUUUCCAAAGCGAAACCCAUGAAGGGAGUGACAGAGAGUGACUGUUGGAUACAGACAUGCACAGAGAUCCAUAGCGACAUACAGUGCUGUGCUUUGCUGUUCUGUUCUGCAUGGACAAUUCUGUUCAAAUGAAAAUGUUAUUGUUUAUUGACCUAAAUGACUGUAAUGGGAUGUGCUGAUGUCUUACACCUUCUCCCUCUUUUUUUUUGCAACGUCAGGUUAUGUAAUGAACAUUGUGAUUUCUAAUGAAGAAAAAAACAAACUCAAAUGCCUAUUUUCCAAAAAAGUAGAUUUUUUUAAUGACAGAUUUUUCCCCUUUAAUGUUUGUAUUGUAAAUUGCACUUACUAUGUUUGUUAAUUUAAAAAGCAGGAGUUCCGCUUGAAAUGUUUUUUCCAAUGUAUGCCAACAUCUGCAAAUAUUUAACAAUAAUUUCAUUUUUUAAACAUAUUUCAGCAUUUCAAAUAAACAGAUAUGCUUGUGCAACUCACAGCUUGUGUUGAGAUUAUGGUCAUAGAGUGGUACAAGUCUUUGCAUAUCGUUAUACCUUUGCAAAGGUGAGUUUGUUUCUCUAUGCCAGUGUACAAAACAUUGCACAUUGUAGCAGGUACACAUGCUCAUUUUCUUCCAUAUGCAUACUGGGGUGAAAGCUAAAAUCCUAUGUAGUUUAUCAAGAGUUCCCCAAGUAGUUUAAAACAGUACAGGUUAUAAAUGUUUGUACAUUACAUACACUAGAACUAUGCUUUGGAGGCUUGUGUGAUUCAACAUGUUAAAACACUUUUGCGUUUGUCUUAUGCUGUGGGAGUUUGGGUAUAAAUUUCUAAUAAACUGUUUCAGACUGUUGUAUACAAGG
Toxotes jaculatrix (banded archerfish) is the source of this 1607-nucleotide messenger RNA. It is a transcript of the gene ptges3a, whose product is annotated as prostaglandin E synthase 3a (cytosolic). Gene Ontology annotation, molecular function: Hsp90 protein binding; prostaglandin-E synthase activity; protein-folding chaperone binding. Lineage: Eukaryota; Metazoa; Chordata; Actinopteri; Toxotidae. Bases 163 to 642 code for a protein of 159 amino acids. Gene Ontology annotation, biological process: prostaglandin biosynthetic process; telomerase holoenzyme complex assembly; chaperone-mediated protein complex assembly. The record is from RefSeq and is a predicted model, not a curated record. Gene Ontology annotation, cellular component: nucleus; cytosol. The transcript is spliced from 8 exons.